Molecule: messenger RNA, 3736 nt
Organism: Medioppia subpectinata
Lineage: Eukaryota; Metazoa; Arthropoda; Arachnida; Sarcoptiformes; Oppiidae
Source: the annotation of a GenBank genome assembly
UGCAAACACAACUCAACGCACUUCUCAUUUGGAUUACUCUUUCAUAAAAUCAUAUUUUAAUUUCAUUUUACUCUAUAAGUGUAGAGUUAAUUGAAAUACACAUAAAAUUUUUAACAAAAGUGUCGCCAACCAAUCUCGUUUUUCGUUUGGAUUAUGUUUUAUUAAACUUUUUGUAAAUUAUUUUAUUACCGAAUUUAAGCAAAUAAUAUUGAUCAUAGCCAUAGCCAUAAGUUAGGCCAACAGUUGAUUGUGUGUAUUGAAGGCCUUAACUAGAAGUGCAUACAUAUGGAGUCCGCGCACUCCAAGACAUGGCAGGAAGUGUUGGACUACUUCCAGACCGACGUCGACAAAGGCCUCAGCGAUGAUCAGGUGAAGAGAUAUCAGGAAAAGUAUGGCCCAAACGAAUUGCCGGCAGAGGAAGGCAAAAGCAUUUGGCAGUUAGUUCUCGAGCAAUUCGACGAUCUUUUAGUCAAAAUCUUAUUAUUAGCCGCUAUUAUAUCAUUUGAACGGAACGCCGAAAGUGCUAUCGAAGCGCUCAAAGAGUAUGAGCCGGAAAUGGGAAAAGUGAUUCGUCAGGACAAAGCAGGCGUUCAGAAAAUCAGAGCCCGAGAGAUAGUUCCCGGAGAUAUCGUUGAGGUGUCCGUUGGAGACAAAGUACCCGCAGAUAUCAGACUCAUUAAAGUUUUGUCCACAAUUCUUCGCGUCGAUCAGUCUAUUCUUACCGGUGAAUCGGUGUCUGUAAUCAAACACACAGAUUGUAUUCCCGAUCCCAGAGCUGUCAAUCAGGACAAGAAGAAUAUUAUUUUCUCGGGUACAAACAUUGCUGCGGGCAAAGCAAUGGGUAUAGUGAUGGGCACAGGUCUGGAAACAGCUAUCGGCAAAAUUAGGACAGAAAUGGCGGAAACAGAAGAAGUAAAGACACCGCUUCAGCAGAAAUUGGAUGAAUUCGGUGAACAACUGUCUAAAGUUAUUUCUGUCAUUUGUGUUGCCGUUUGGGCCAUAAAUAUCGGUCACUUCAACGAUCCGGCUCACGGGGGCUCUUGGAUUAAAGGCGCCAUUUAUUACUUUAAAAUUGCUGUCGCACUGGCCGUCGCUGCCAUUCCCGAGGGCUUACCCGCUGUGAUCACCACUUGUCUGGCUUUAGGCACAAGACGUAUGGCUAAGAAGAACGCAAUUGUCCGCUCUCUGCCAUCCGUUGAGACCCUGGGCUGCACUUCAGUCAUUUGUUCCGAUAAAACCGGUACUCUUACCACAAAUCAGAUGUCAGUCAGUCGAUUAUUUACGAUUCAAAACGCCGAGGGAUCUGACAUUGCAUUGGAUGAGUUUGAAGUGACCGGAUCUACAUAUGAGCCAAUCGGUGACGUGUAUAUGAAAGGCAAUAAAAUCAAGACUUCUGAUUAUGAGACACUCUUCGAGAUGGCCACCAUCUGUUGCAUGUGUAACGACUCGAGCAUUGAUUUCAAUGAAUUUAAGCAGGCGUUUGAGAAAGUGGGUGAGGCCACAGAGACAGCACUCGUAGUGUUGGCCGAAAAGAUGAAUCCAUGGAAUUUCGAGAAACGCGGUCUCAACCGAAGAGAUACCGCUAUUGUUGUCAAUCAGAACAUCAAGAAUAUGUGGAGAAAGGACUUUACAUUAGAAUUUUCUCGGGACAGGAAAUCAAUGAGCACUUACUGUGUGCCCAAACAAGUGGGCAAACUCGGCGCCGGACCCAAAAUGUUCUGCAAAGGUGCACCGGAAGGAGUAUUGGAUCGAUGCUCUCACGUGAGAGUCGGUGACAAAAAGGUUCCCAUGACUUCAGCCGUGAAGAAUCGAAUUUUAGAGACAACCCGUCAUUACGGUACGGGUCGGGACACACUUCGAUGCUUGGCUUUGGCCACUUUGGAUAACCCGCUGCGACCGGAUGAGAUGGAUUUGACCGAAUCGACCAAAUUUAUCAACUAUGAGGUUAACAUGACUUUCAUUGGAGUGGUCGGUAUGUUAGACCCGCCGCGCAAAGAGAUCUUUGACUCGAUAAACCAGUGCCGCGCCGCCGGUAUUCGAGUCAUUGUCAUUACCGGUGAUAAUAAAGCGACCGCUGAAGCCAUUUGCCGACGAAUUGGUGUUUUUACUGAGGAGGAAGACACGACUGGAAUGUCAUAUUCUGGCCGAGAAUUCGACGAUUUGCCGAUCAAUGAGCAAAGAAGUGCCGUUCGAAGGGCGCGACUGUUCUCACGUGUAGAGCCGGCACACAAGUCCAAAAUAGUGGAGUUCUUGCAGGCGGACGGAGAGAUCUCUGCCAUGACUGGCGACGGCGUCAACGACGCGCCCGCACUCAAGAAGGCCGAGAUUGGAAUAGCUAUGGGUUCGGGAACCGCUGUCGCCAAGUCAGCCGCUGAGAUGAUAUUAGCGGACGACAACUUCUCGUCAAUUGUUGCGGCCGUAGAGGAGGGACGAGCCAUAUAUAACAAUAUGAAACAAUUCAUUCGAUAUCUUAUCUCAUCCAACAUCGGCGAAGUCGUCAGUAUUUUCUUGACCGCUGCCCUCGGUUUGCCCGAAGCCUUAAUUCCUGUCCAACUCUUAUGGGUUAAUUUGGUGACAGACGGUCUGCCGGCUACUGCUCUCGGCUUCAAUCCCCCAGAUCUCGAUAUUAUGGAUCGUCCGCCCCGUAAGGCCAACGAACCACUCAUUACUGGAUGGCUGUUCUUCCGUUAUAUGGCUGUCGGAACAUACGUGGGCGCGGCGACGGUGGGUGCGGCAGCAUGGUGGUAUAUGGUCGCUGAUAACGGCCCUCACCUCACUUACUAUCAUCUGUCGCAUCACUUGCAAUGCAUCGGUGACGCCGAGAACUUCAAAGGCGUCGACUGCAAUAUUUUCCACGACCCGCACCCCAUGACUAUGGCUCUCUCCGUUCUCGUCACCAUCGAAAUGCUUAACGCGUUGAACAGUCUAUCGGAGAACCAGUCGUUGGUAGCGAUGCCCCCGUGGACUAACAUCUGGCUGCUCUCAGCGAUGGCCCUCUCCAUGACUCUUCACUUUAUGAUUCUUUAUGUCGAUAUUCUUUCGGUUGUAUUUUCUGUGUGUCCGCUGACAGUGAUUGAAUGGUGGGCUGUAUUGAAGAUCUCAUUACCAGUCAUUUUAUUAGACGAAACAUUAAAAUUCAUCGCAAGAAAGUUCAUCGAUGGUAACCGUCAUAAUAUGGAGGCUAUCUAUUUGAUAGGCGCUUGGCUUUCAUACUUUGCUAUCUUGACUUCUAUACCCGUUUAAUAAUAUAAUAUAACUUAAUAUAUAUAACACUAAAAGCAACGAUUCAUUUGAUUAUAUAAACGCUAUUUAAUAUUGAACGCUAACCUCACGGCCGUAUCACGUCAUGUCUUAGUGGACACGUGUGGUAACGAGUGGCACAUUAAUAGGCAGAAGGUAUGCCUGAAUGUGCCACUCGUUCGCACACAAAGAGGUGUCUAUAAUGCGGAUGUGAUCUGCAAUGAUGUUAUCGUUCAAUAUUCGUAAUUUUAAUACAAUUUUUUUAUACCAUUCACCCCAACAGUAGGUACAGUCGCACCAUAUGUUCCCUCUAAAAGAUAAUUUAAUUAAGCCAUACAUACAAAACACCGGGAGAUUUGAAUUAAUUGUUAAUUUAAACGAAUUCUGUUAUUGUUUUAGAAAUUAAAAUAUUAUUUUGUAAAUAAGACAUGGAAUGAAUGAAAAUCAAUAAUUUAUUUAGUUUGUCGUUCAAUUACUUUUGUCACAAAUCUGUCCA